Gaeumannomyces tritici R3-111a-1 is the source of this 594-nucleotide messenger RNA. RefSeq lists its product as hypothetical. NCBI's taxonomy places the organism in Eukaryota, Fungi, Ascomycota, Sordariomycetes, Magnaporthales, Magnaporthaceae. The transcript is spliced from 2 exons. The record is from RefSeq and is a predicted model, not a curated record. Bases 97 to 528 code for a protein of 143 amino acids.
CACAUCGACGGCUUGCAGCGAAGGCCAUUUUUAAUGCUUGCAUUUAGAACAGGAAUAGUGUGCUAUAAAUUCGAGACGAUGCCCCAGGCUUGAUUCAUGAUACGCAUUUCCUUUUUUUGCUCAUGCUACCAUCAGGGAAGAAGGGACAGACACAAUAAAAUUAACGAGGCUCUUGGCACUGCCAUAUCUCGGGCGACAGGGACGCGAGACAUCUCUUCUAGAACCAGGACAGCCAGAUUUGACGCGCCAAAUCGCACCGCGGAUCCGAUGCCCGCCAACACCAAACCGACGCCGGCAGACAUCCACUACGGCCCGCCACCCGAGGCCAGCCCAGUCGCCGAGGCCGCCGGACACUGCAUGAGCCGCUGGCUGUCCCAGUCGGCGGCCCAAGAUCCCUGGUCCCCGCAUCGCGUCGCCCCAGGGGGCCACGGCCCCGGCCGGCACUCGGAAGUUUUGUGGGCCGCGCCUGGAGACGUCGGGUGCGAGGGCUGGAGUACCCGGGCGACGCAGGGGAGCGCGCGGUCGUGAUGGAGUGAGCUGAGCGGUUGGAGGCAUAUGUGUUCGUUGUAGGGGGAGGUACCCUGUUUGCUUGGG